Molecule: messenger RNA, 1755 nt
Organism: Toxotes jaculatrix (banded archerfish)
Lineage: Eukaryota; Metazoa; Chordata; Actinopteri; Toxotidae
Gene: hpdb
Product: 4-hydroxyphenylpyruvate dioxygenase b
Exons: 14
Coding region: 17-1198 (393 amino acids)
Biological process (GO): L-tyrosine catabolic process
Cellular component (GO): Golgi membrane; endoplasmic reticulum membrane
Molecular function (GO): 4-hydroxyphenylpyruvate dioxygenase activity
Source: RefSeq, a predicted model, not a curated record
GUCACCGGGAGCAAAGAUGACAACAUACACAGACAAAGGCGAAAAGCAUGAUCAGGGCAGGUUCCUCUGCUUCGAUCACUUAACAUUUUGGGUUGGAAAUGCAAAACAGGCUGCAUCAUAUUACUGCAACAAGCUGGGAUUUGAGCCUUUGGCUUACCAGGGUUUGGAGACAGGCAGCCGUGAAGUGGUGUCCCAUGUAGUCAAACAAGGAAAGAUCAUUUAUGUGUUCUCAUCUGCCCUCAAUCCUGGAAACAAAGAGAUGGGAGAUCAUUUGGUCAAGCAUGGGGACGGAGUGAAGGAUAUUGCGUUUACAGUGGAGGACUGUGACUUCCUCGUGCAGAAAGCCAGAGAGCGAGGUGCAGUUAUUUUAAAGGAGCCUCACACUCUGGAGGACAAGUAUGGUAAAGUCAGGCUGGCUGUGCUUCAAACGUAUGGUGACACCACACACACGUUUGUGGAGAGGACAGGAUACAGUGGGUUGUUUCUGCCUGGAUUCCACCCUCCUCUGUUCAAAGACCCUUCAUUGGCCAAACUCCCAAGUGGAAAACUGAACUUCAUUGAUCACAUUGUGGGAAACCAACCAGACGAUGAAAUGGUUCCAGUAGUAGAAUGGUAUCAGAGGAACCUUCUCUUUCACCGCUUCUGGUCAGUGGACGACAAGCAGCUUCAGACAGAGUUCAGUGCCCUGCGCUCCAUUGUAGUGGCAAACUACGAGGAGACAGUGAAGAUGCCCAUCAAUGAGCCUGCCAUGGGGAAGAGAAAGUCUCAGAUCCAGGAGUAUGUGGAGUAUUAUGGAGGGCCAGGAGUACAGCAUAUAGCCAUGAACACAUCAGAUAUCAUCACUGCAAUUCGUAACCUAAAGGAGCGUGGGAUGGAGUUUAUGUCUGUGCCGGACACCUACUAUGACCAGCUGAGAGAGAAGUUGAAACACUCAAAGGUCAAAAUCACAGAGGACCUGAAUGUCCUGCAGGAACUGAAGAUCUUGGUGGACUAUGACGACAAUGGCUAUUUACUUCAAAUCUUCACCAAGCCAGUGCAGGAUCGGCCCACUGUGUUCUUGGAAGUCAUUCAGAGACACAACCACCAGGGCUUUGGUGCAGGAAACUUUAAGUCUCUUUUUGAGGCCAUUGAAGCCGACCAGCAUGCCAGAGGAAAUCUGACUAUCCUGACCCCAAAUGGAGUUUCAAAUAAAAUGUGAACCCAGUGUUACAUUCACUUUACAUCUCUGAAACAAGAAUGUUAUACUGAUAAUGUGCUACAUCAAUGCUCGGACAUCGUGAGACAGACAGUAAGAAAGCAAAAAGCGUGUUUAUUGAUGCUGUCAUUCUUUGAUCUUUCUGUGACUUGCAUGUUUUAUCAGAAUUGUCUAUUUUAUGUUACUUCAUUAGUAAGAGUACAUCACAACUAAACAUCCAUAAUGCAGUGCUUUCUUAUUACAAAAUAUUAACAACAACCAGUAUUAUUGUUACAAGCUUGACUCAAGCAAAACACCAUUUAAGCUCUCGUAAAUGAAAACAUUUAACUAUACAUUUAUGUUAUCGUUUGGACAAUGAGAUCGACAGACAUUUCGCUGAAACGGAGGCUUUUAGCAUGAUGUGUUUGCCCUCCACGCUGGAAGAGACAACAAUUGAAAAACUGGUUGCAAUUUGUCCAUAAACUGUAAUUUACAACCAAAUGCAGUGUCUUAUUAUUAUGCAGCUUUUUCCAGAGGUUUUGUUUUCAUCAUGUUAUCAUCCUGUUGAUAAAAAUCAAAGU